Molecule: messenger RNA, 800 nt
Organism: Camellia sinensis
Lineage: Eukaryota; Viridiplantae; Streptophyta; Magnoliopsida; Ericales; Theaceae
Source: RefSeq, a predicted model, not a curated record
AGUGUUUUCUAAGACAUGGUCAGACAUUUGGACAAUGGACCUGGAGGAUUUGUCAGCCAUAAAGAAGAAAACCAAGUGGAAGAGCGAUGCCAAGUACCAAAAAAUUGAACAACUAAUUAAUCUUUGCCAACAAUAUGGGGUAAAACCACAGAUGAGAUCAGAAAUGGGGUACCCUUUGCAACUACUUGUGGUUGAACAAAUCAUAAGCCUUCAUGCAACUCUGGUAGUGUUUGAUAGGCAUCAUCAGAAAUAUAGAGAAUACUAUGCAGAGAAAAUUCCAUGCAGUAUGGUUAUGAUGAAUGAAGAAGGAGAGGUUGACAUGAUCAAGGGUAAAUCCCAUGUUGAAAAUCUAGAGAACAUAUCGGAAGAAUCUCCAAUUUCGUCAGCACCUACUACGAAAUUGAUGAUUGCAGAACGUUUGAGGAAAAUUUUUCUGGUGAAGAGCUCAAGAAAAUCAUGCUUAAAAAUCCGCUCUACAAGGUCUGCUUGAUUGACUGAAUGCCAAAUAUGAAUGGCAAAGUACUCUAUUUGGAAAUAAUAUGAAGACAAUGUCUCAUGUUUUAUGUUUAAAGGACAUUACCCAGUUUUGGUUCCUUAAUAAUCAAAGGUGUUGAGAAGAGAUUGCAAAGUAUUUGCUCUCACACUCAAACCUGUAGUCUUAUGCUUUAGUUCUUGUUUUAUAUGUCUCUUUGAGUAACAUAUCCAUUAUGUGUAAUGGAAUUUAAUAGAGGUGGGCGCGGGUCGGUUGCGGCCACGGAACUUUUAAUCCGUCAUCUAUUUGUUAGAUUGGCGGUUUGGCG